Sclerotinia trifoliorum is the source of this 1605-nucleotide messenger RNA. Lineage: Eukaryota; Fungi; Ascomycota; Leotiomycetes; Helotiales; Sclerotiniaceae. The record is from the annotation of a GenBank genome assembly.
CCUCCCUCACAUUCAUUAAUUUGAUUAAUUGAAUAACAAAUUGUAUUGAAUUGAAUCUAUCUUUGUCGUUCUUUAAUCAGUUGACUUUGUAUUUAUUGUAACUGCAAUCAAUUCAAUUCAAUUCUACAAGUACUUCGACACACGCACGACGUGAUUUCUUCAAAUACACAUCCAAAUUAAUCCUUAUCUCCUAACUCUCAAUACCCAAAAAUGUCUUCCGCAGAGGAUUAUGCCGCCGCUUCUCGUAAUCCCCCUGGUGAGAAUCCAGGCGAUAUCGAGAUGGGCGAGAAUGCACCCGGUGCCGUCGUAAUUGAAAUCGACGCGUCAGCCGGCACAGAAAUUGGCACCAAUCUGCCCGAAGAUGAUGAAGAAAUUUCUGUGCCCGAGCUCCCAGAAACAGCCAUGGAAGAUAUGCCAGCGCGAGUUACCUAUAUUGAUUACUUGAAGAGUCCAAUUAUUGGAUUAUUGGUCGGUCAGGGUGAUGAACAAGCUCUUUUACAUGCACACCAGGCACUUUUGUGCAAGAGUCCCUGGUUCGAAGAAGCAUGUGGAAAAUUCAGCGAUGAUGUUAGUGAAAAGCGCAUUGAUUUAAUUGAUGAAGAUUUAGAUGCCGUAGGCUGUUUCCUCGAGUACCUUUACACCAGCGAUUAUUUCCCGCGCAAAAUCCCCGGUUCACGAGAUUUGGAACAUGAUCCUGCGAUGCCGGAUGUGGACGAGACGGGUGAUCAAUUACUUAAACAUGCGCGCGUUUAUACCUUGGCGGAAAUGUUGCAACUGCCGAGUUUGAAGAGUUUGGCUAGUAGCAAGAUUCAUUGCGUUAAUAGUACGGCAAAGGGAGAGAUUGCUUAUGCGAGAUAUGUGUAUGCGCAUACGCAAAAGGAUGAUCAGACUAUUAGGGCGCCGGUGGCGAAUUUCUGGGCUACGAGGAGUCAUACUUUGAGGAGUGAAGCGGAGACGGAGUUUAGGGAGAUGUGUUUGGAGUUUCCACAGUUUGGUUAUGAUGUUUUGAGUGAGUAUUUUAUUUUUCCCACCUUUUUUUCCUAUCCUUUUCCCGGUCCUCGACGGAGAUUGGGAAAAUGGAUGGGGUGAUGUUUGAACUUAUGUGUUUUUGGACAAAUACUAAUAGAUAAUAGCACGUGUACUGGAUGAAAAGCUCAAGAGAGAAAAGAACGACAAAAUGCAUCCAUCACAUGGUACACCCAGCAGCUCACGAAAGAGACCUCGACAAAGUGGAAUUUAAAGACCUUUCAAAUGGUUGAGUUUGGUUAUUUUCGCAGGACGCAUUUGUACUUAGCUAUAUGCGAAAAUCUGUAAAAAUUCAUUGUGGGUAUAGGCAGGCGACUGUCUGGAAGGAAAAAUCAAAAUCAUGAUGUCAGGUGGAGCAAAAAUGGGGAUUCUAAUGGUAACGGUAGUAGAAUGGAUAUGAUAUUAUUAUGUGACAAGGAGUUGCUAAAACAGAUCAAAAGGGUCACUAGGAGAGGAAGAAGAUGAUGAUGAAGGAGAAGAUAAGAUUCUCCAUGUACCAUUAGAAUGUUCAUAUGUAUCAUAUCAUACUAUGCCAUACAAUGACUAGCUAAUACAUGGGUACUAGAUUGCUAGUUUGCU